AUGACGACGCCUGAUCGCGCAGGAGCACCCGAAGAGCUCGGCAUGAUCGAACUGUUUGGCGAGCGUGCUUCGGCUUUGACACGCACGAUUCACCUGGCGCUUACCGAACUCAACAUCCACUUUGUAUGGAUUACGCGCGCUUCGCACUCGGAUGACACGAGCUCUCGCCAUGCGUAUGCUUCGACUCCGCUGCUCGUCCAUCGACCCGACGGCCUGUACACUCGCUCCGAAGACGUCGUCUCGCUAUCCGGAGCGUUUGCGAUCCGACGUUACAUUGACGAGUUGCUCGCUCCUCUAGCGAUUCGCUCAGGCAAAGGGCUCAAGUUUCUCACUCCACCCCUUGGAGUCUCGAGCGGGACAGUGGAGCCAUGCUCGGUGAUAGCUCGUGCCAAAUUGGACGCUCUGGUCGCCAAGUUCUCACACACUAUCAUCCCCACGCUUGACUCAACCUACAUGAAACCCGCAUCUCUCUUAGCCAAACAGGGCCAACAUCCUGAAUCCAUCAACACGUCUCUAGCAGAAGGUCUCGCGCGAAUCCACUCGCUCUUGGAAAUCGUCCAAUCUCAAGCCGCUACACAGUGGAUCCUACCCGGUACCACCAACCAGUUGACCUGGGCCGACCUCUUCCUCUACCCGAUCCUCGCCGAUCUGAGAGCUAGCCCAGCUGCUCAUUUCGUCUCCGGAGACAGCCCCAACUUCACCUGGCUAGCAGCCUGGUUGCAGAGGAUGGAUCAGAGGGAGAGCGUCCAGCUCGCCAAAAACGCUUGA
Molecule: messenger RNA, 768 nt
Organism: Mycosarcoma maydis (corn smut)
Lineage: Eukaryota; Fungi; Basidiomycota; Ustilaginomycetes; Ustilaginales
Exons: 1
Coding region: 1-768 (255 amino acids)
Source: RefSeq, a predicted model, not a curated record